UUCGCUCCACACACGCUACAACAGCGACCCUUCCGUUAUACAGAAACGUGAACGAGUCAACAUUAACGUCAUAUAUAGACGUCAAUUGCAGCCUUACAAACAUGCCGUCAGCAAUUGUACUGUUAGCCGAAGGAGCAGAGGAGAUGGAGACUGUCAUCACGGUGGACGUCUUGCGCAGGGGCGGGAUUGACGUGACGGUAGCUGGGCUGACUGGCUCGGACCCUGUAUUGUGUAGUCGCCAGGUCAAGGUCGUGCCUGACAAAAGUCUUGAUGACGCCUUGAAGUCGGCGCCAUAUGAUGUUGUUGUUUUGCCAGGAGGCGGCACUGGUGCCAAGAAUCUCUGUGAGUCUGCUGCUGUGGGCAAGCUGCUGCAGGAACAGGAAGGACGGGAUGCCCUGGUGGCUGCUGUGUGUGCAGCACCGACAGCGCUGCUGGCACAUGGCGUCGGUAAGGGGAAGUCUGUGACGUCACAUCCUGGAGUUGCUGACAAGAUUAAGGAAGGUGACUACAAGUAUUCCGAAGACCGAGUUGUCCAGGACGGCAAGCUGAUCACAAGCCGAGGGCCAGGAACAUGUUUUGAGUUUGCCCUGAAGAUUGUGGAGGCUAUUCAGGGAGCUGAGAAGGCCAGCUCUCUGGUCGCCCCAAUGUUGGUCAAGAUGUAGAUCACAUGUGAACCGCUACCAAACCUUCCAGAGAUUUACAGUUCCCCUCAUUGUCCAUACUUCGCGUGUUUGGAUCCACUACAACCUCCAUCACCUGUGACUACAUACGACCCCCAUGCAGUGUACUCGUGACCCUGACCCCCUGGAGGCCAACCCAUGGGUCGGGGGGGUGUCAGCCUCGGUGACACGGUUCAUUGCGUUUCAUCGUACCCUGACAGCAUGGGUUGUCUGGAAUAGAGACUUGGAACAGAAACCAUGUUUGCCGGAAGAGGCGCCUAUGGUUCUCGUAAUAGGCGAUUAACGAGGGUCAGGUGGUCAGGCUCGCUUACUUGGUUGAUGCAUGUCAUCGUAUCCCAAAUGUGAUGCUUGUCAAGUCAAUCACUGGAUUGUCUGGUCCAGACUCAAUUUUUUACAGACCCCCAUCAUAUAGCUGGAAUAUUGCUGAGCAUGACGUUAAACAACAAACUAAACAACAAUUGCCAUUUGUGCAUGUAAAGAUACCGGUGUGCCAUUGUAAAAAACAACCGUGGCGCUACGAUGAUCGUAAGCCUUCCUUAAAGUAUGGGAGUUGGGAUCACCUUAGCGUUAAGAUCCCUUUGAACAAUGGCACCAUGCAGGCCUGUGCUUGUUUUUUGGUUAUCAUGAUUACACUGUAUGGUAGGGCUGGGACAAGUCCGAAUGUAUUACCUGGGUACCCAACCCCCUAUUCCCCGACCCUACCUGAAUACCCGCUGUUGGUCUCAAGUUAGAUAUGCACGCCCAAGAUGACCUGGUCAUGCAUACACUGAAGUUGAGUGGCCCAGAACAUGACGCGACUUGUAGUGUAAUAGUGAUUGUUAUUGUCAUUAAACAAUAUAUCAUAUGACUUUCCACGGGUCUGGGCAGUUCUAGGUACCCGGGUUCUACUCAAAACCACCCAACCAAAGUACCUUAGUUACCCAUCCCAGCCCUACUCAAGUCUCAGGGGAUGGUGGAACACAAUCUCAUUAAAAUAAGAUCUUAGUUCUCGCUACCGCUAAACAAAGAUCUGAGGACAUCCCAUUACGGGUGAUGUCAGACCGACCUUGUGUGAACUUUGACCGACCAAUAGAAUGACCAA
Haliotis rufescens (red abalone) is the source of this 1761-nucleotide messenger RNA. RefSeq names its product Parkinson disease protein 7 homolog. NCBI's taxonomy places the organism in Eukaryota, Metazoa, Mollusca, Gastropoda, Lepetellida, Haliotidae. The record is from RefSeq and is a predicted model, not a curated record. Gene Ontology annotation, biological process: protein deglycation, glyoxal removal; guanine deglycation, glyoxal removal. Gene Ontology annotation, cellular component: cytosol; nucleus. Bases 102 to 662 code for a protein of 186 amino acids. The transcript is spliced from 5 exons. Gene Ontology annotation, molecular function: protein deglycase activity.